AUGAUGCUGAUCAGCAUUGGCUGUUUCGGCCUCGGAUUCAUUCUCGACAGGAAAAGUCUCAGCCAGCGCCGUCGUGCUCAGGCCGGUCUCUACACAGUCGUAAUCCUGAAUGUCGGCGUCUACGUCUGGUCCAUUAUUAUGCAGAGCAAGUUCAAGCACCAUGAUCCUGGCGCCAUCGACUGGGACAGUGGACGAUGUUGGACGUUAAUGGAAAUGUUAGAAAACGUUCGCAAUGGCGCUACAUUUAGAUGCAUCGAAGCUAUUGGUCAGGCUAUUGCCUACGGUAUGAAUACCCAGAUAACAAAUGAUCCUUUGGUUGGAGUCCAUGUCAUUCUUACUGUGACAGUGGGUGUCCUCGUCAAAACGAGGCUGGCCAAGAUGGGACCAGACAAGCCCAGUCUUGAAAUAACGGCUACCAAGAACAGCACCCAGAGCCUUGACCUGCGCCAUCAAUCUCUCGACGGACCCGGCGAAACCCCAGGAGCUCACCUAUCACCCUUCACACCUCGUGGUAGGAGAUCAAACCGCACCAGAGAUGAUGCGCAUUCUCAACAGUCCACUCGACAGCGCAAUUCCGACAAUGAAUCAUCCCAAUUUGCGUCACCUCCAUCUCAGGCACCUCGAACUCCAGCAAUAAGGUCACUUCGACAAACAACCCCAAGCUGGCAGCUCUCAAAUCCCAUUUCAAUACCACAACCACGCCCGACUGACGGAAUUUGUUCCUCUCAACCUCCAGCGUUCCCCUCCUUCUCCGGAAGCUCUUGGGAAGAUUUUGUCUCAGAUGAGACAGUCGCCAAUUACCGAGCCAUCGGAGCUCAAUAUCAAGCAUGGAUAGCAGGACCAACUACAACACCAUGUCCAAUCCGACAAUCAAAAGUCACCUGGACAGACCUGGUCCACCACCCGCUCGAAGAAUUUAGCUUUGAGGUGCAUCUCGACGACUUCAGAUCAACACCCGAGGAGGUGGGCAACAUCGCAUCAACCGGGCUCUCGACAGAAAAUACUUGGCGUUAUAUUUUUCUGAGACAAUACGGAUACUGGGAUGGUGGUCGCCAAGAGGGCUACACGGUGUACCAGCACCGUACCGGUCUCGGCGCGAUCUUUGUUGAGAACAUUACCAGACGAUUCGGGCCUUACUGGGCUCAAGUAGCGCAAGCGCAGUACCAACUCGACAACCACAUCGAUACUCUCCGUUAUGUUUACUUCACCAACGUUCAGAACCUGCACACCUGGCCCUACGUGGAAUGUCAUCUAUACCCCCGUCAUGACUUGCACUGGUUUGAUGACCACGAGCCCCAGUGCUGGGCGUAUGGUACUAGGGAGUAUCAGGAGCUCCUGGGCACGAAGCUGGGACGGGGGGUGGCUCGUCUGGUUCUGGGGGCUUGGCCGCGAGGUACGCAUCGUAUCGACACCAUUUCUACGUGGACCUUUGUCGGAAACUUACAGAUGAGGUUUGACAUAAAGCAAAUUUGA
Penicillium digitatum Pd1 is the source of this 1473-nucleotide messenger RNA. NCBI's taxonomy places the organism in Eukaryota, Fungi, Ascomycota, Eurotiomycetes, Eurotiales, Aspergillaceae. The record is from RefSeq and is a predicted model, not a curated record.